Acanthoscelides obtectus is the source of this 558-nucleotide messenger RNA. The record is from the annotation of a GenBank genome assembly. NCBI's taxonomy places the organism in Eukaryota, Metazoa, Arthropoda, Insecta, Coleoptera, Chrysomelidae.
CAAAAUCGACGAAAAGUAUAUAUCAGUGACUUCACUUCGGGUUCUAUGUUCAGUGAGUGUAGAUGUUUUGUGUUCUUUGUUUUGAAUUAAAGGGGGGUUAUGUGUUAUGUUUCAUUGAGAAACGUAAAUAUCAAAAAUAUUUCAAAUUUUGCAUUUCAGACGGGUUAUUUCCUAAUUUCUAUGGCUGAUUUAAAAAUUGCUUUGGAAUUUGGGGGAGGGGCAGAAGUUCUUGUAGGGAAUCAAAAGGUUCAUGAAGUCGCUUUUCCUUCAAAAAAUAAAGUUUGGACAAUAGGUGACCUUCUAUAUUGGAUCAAAGAUAACAUACUCAAGGAGAGACCUGAAUUAUUUCUACAAGAUGGAUCUGUGAGACCUGGAAUACUAGUUUUAGUAAAUGAUGCUGAUUGGGAGCUGAUGGAUACAGUGAACUAUGAACUCAAAUCGAAUGAUAGGAUAGUUUUCAUAUCUACAUUACAUGGUGGUUGAAAGCCUAAUACCUUAUGAUUUUAUAUAAAUUAAAAAAUAAAAACAAUAAACUAACAUUUUCAAGCCAAUAACAAA